Messenger RNA from Drosophila gunungcola (fruit fly), 5995 nucleotides. RefSeq names its product AN1-type zinc finger protein 6 (gene drn). The coding region runs from base 919 to 1518 and encodes 199 amino acids. Gene Ontology annotation, molecular function: zinc ion binding; DNA binding. NCBI's taxonomy places the organism in Eukaryota, Metazoa, Arthropoda, Insecta, Diptera, Drosophilidae. The transcript is spliced from 5 exons. The record is from RefSeq and is a predicted model, not a curated record.
CGCUCCGUCGUCUGCUCAUUUCAGUUCGAGUGCUUGGAGACUUCACUUCGCGUUUGGAGGAUCAGAUCCACGUUGGUUUUUGGCUUCAAUUACCCACAACUGUCAUCGUCAGCUCUGCGACUAACUAAAUAAUACAAUAAAAUCCCCGCGCUCCCCGUCCCUCUCUCUCUCGGUCGUGUUUGUGCGCCCCGCGAUUAAUAAGAAAAAGCUCAAGGGAAACUGGCAGCGUUUUCCUCGCAGCUGAGAAAAACCGCAGGACGCAGCUCAGCAGCGUCGUCGUGUGCGUUGUGCCCAAGGAAAAUCCUUAAAAAAAUCCUUAAUUGUCGCAAAGAAACCGUAAAGGGCCACAGUUAACGAAGGAAAAACAACUACGUCGUGCACCAUUUUGUGAUAUAUUAUUUGCCCUCCUCAUUUCAACGAUCCCUGUGCAAUUCUCUGAAAAAAAUUAAAAUCAUUACUAGCAACCAAUUGAAUUUCUGCGAGACCAAUACAACAGGAAAUAAUUUCCAACAACUGUGAUCCGAACAAAGCUUUGAGUUUUGUUUCAAGCCUGUGUAAUUUCUACCCAAAACGAAUUGGAAAACUCGUACCGCGAAUUAUUUGCGGCAGUCACGAAUCAAAGCACAAGCGCAGCCUAAUAAUUGGACGAACUGAUCAAACAACAGUUAAAACAAGACCCGCUUAAAAAACAACGGCGGAUCAACAGUUGCGAGUCGCAAGUUGCUAGUUGCACGUUGCCAAUUUGAAAUUGCACGCUUCCACGACUGAGAGCAGGAAGGAAAAAAGGAGUCGCUGCCGCAGCAGGAAGCAGACGAAACUUCGCUGGGCGAAAGUAAAAGCAGCUAGGCAAAUCAAGCAAAUCAAACAAAGAAACCAAACCGCACACACACCACACACACAAAGGCGCUCUAGCCAGCCAUGGAACGUGAAUCCAACCCAAUGCAACCCAUGUGCCGCUCCGGUUGCGGCUUCUAUGGUAAUCCAGCCACAGAUGGUCUCUGCUCCGUAUGCUAUAAGGACUCGCUUAGAAAAAAGCAACAGCCACCUGUGAGCAGCACACCUGUCUCCGUUCCAAGCCCACAACCUAGCCCCACAUUCAGUCCGGCCAUUGCAAUCACCAACACCGCACAGCCCACAGUCACCAGUUUACAACAGCCACACAACGAUGUCAAAGAGAAAAUCACCGAAGAAGCCGCCGCUGCUGCCAAAGUCAACAGCGAAGCCAUCACAUCGGCGACUGGUCCUAACACUUCCACACAAGCAGCCGCCUCCGCCAACGAGGAGGAUGACAAGGACAAGGAAGACGACAAGGAUGCCAAAAAGAAGAAGAACCGAUGUGGCGAGUGCCGCAAGAAGGUUGGACUGACCGGUUUCCAGUGUCGCUGCGGCGGUCUGUACUGCGCCGUGCAUCGUUAUUCUGAUAAACAUAACUGCACAUUCGAUUAUAGAGAGCACGGCGCACAGGAAAUCCGACGCAACAAUCCGGUUGUAGUUGGCGAAAAGAUUCAAAAGAUUUGAAUUUCGAUAUUGUGCCAGUAACAGUAACAGUAGCCGUAGAAUGAUAAUAACCAACCUACACAUAAUAAGAGUACAUAUAAUAUAUAUGCUGCGCUAUAACAACAAAAUCAACAACCAACAGAAAACAGCGUAAACACCAUACACACAACACAAAAAAACACAGAGAGUAAUACUAUAAAAAUCGAUAUAAACUGUAAUUGUAAUGUAAUUAUAAUGUAAACAGCAAAAAGAAACCAGCAACAAUAGUACAGAGAAACGAUAACCAAAUACCCCGCAAAAAGAAUGCAGCAACAACUGGAACAACAAUUUCGAUGCUCAACAACAACGUUAAGCUAGCGACGUCCAGCAGCAACCUGCAGCGGCAACAUGCUACAUGCGGCAUGCAGCAGCAACAUGCAACAGCAAGCAGCGUUCAGCAGUAAAUACCUUUGUACAUCUUGAGUGCAACAACAAUCACCGCCGCGAUUGUGGAAACGAAACAACAACCGCAGCAACAAUAUCAACAACAACCAGCACAACAACCGAUUGCCUUGGACGCCUGCUGAGCUGGGCUGAAAAAAACCGUUUUGAAGAAAACACCAUUCAUCGACUAACGUUGAAAUAUUUUGUUAUUCCAAAUACAAUUUGCAAAUUGUUUGUAUUUAGCUAAAAUCAUACCAACCAACACACAUGACCACAUUUACAACGACAACAAGCACACAACAAACAACAAACCCUUGUUUCAUGUUACAUAAGCAACAACCUUUUAGUAAGACGAUGUGUGUCAUUUGUUUUUGUAAUAUGUUGGAGUGUAUUAAAUAAAAAAAAUAAUUAAAUUCAAAAUGCUAAAUAUGAAAGGAAAAGUUAUGAGAAAUUUAUCAAACUCAAAAUUCACAUACAAAAACCAACCAAGCAACCAACUCUUUCUCAAUUCUUAAUUAUCAGCUACUACAUGAAAAGAUAAAAACAAGAAACAAAUUUAUAUUAAUUAAUUAUAUAUAUGUAUUAAAAGAAAAAAAGAUAAGAAAAUUAUGCAAAAAUUAAGCGUAAAAAAAACAAAGCCCUCACCACAAAAAAAUGUAAAAAAAAAAACCUGAAGAAAAGAAACCAAGAAUAACGCAAUUGUGUAGAGCUCCUAAAAAAACAGUUUGCUAAAAAUCUAAAAAUCCACGACCACGCUAGACACGAGCGAGAGAGAGAAUAGCUAGAGAGAGAGAGAGAGAGAGCGAGGGAGAAAAGGAGCAGCGCGAUUAGUGUAAAGCAACUUGGAGCAUAACAACUCCCUAUACAUAGAAGUUUAAAUAUAAUUAUAAUUAAUUAGUGAAUCAAAGCAGGCGAAUGCAGUGCAAGCGGCGUUUUUCUUCGUUUUACUUUUUGCCCCUCCUCCUGUCCCUCUAACAUUAAAUUGAAUUGAUUUUAAUUUUUUGAUUAUUCGAUGAAUUAUAUAUAUAUAUGCAUAAUGUUAACUAUAUCUACAUCUAUAUAUGGUAGGAUAUGUAAAUCGUGUGACGCAUACACAUAUAUAGUUUAUUUGGGUAUAUGCACAUUAAAGCGAAAAAACAAAAACUAAAAUCAGCAAAAACACAUAUUCUAUCUAUAUAUAUAUAUAGUGGUUACAAAGAAAAUUCAGCAAAAAUGGUAAACAAAAAAUGCAAAAAACACAAUAAAUAUAUAUGGUUCGUCUUUAGAUUUUUAUUGCUUUAAGCGUUAUUUAGUUUUUCUUUGUUUAUAUUAAAACACACACAUGCGUACACAACAAAACAAAAACCCCUUUUUAAUUUUUGCUUUCUUCAUUCUGUAGUACAUAAUUUAAAGUUUUAUUCAAAUUAAUUACACCUAUGCAAAUAAAUUUAAAUCUAGAAAUAAAUUGUGUUGUUAACCCCUACGAAACAAAAAAAUACAAAAAUGGAAAAAAAAUCAAAACGAAAAUUUUAAGUAAAACUAAACAUAUAAAUAACAAAGAGGAAAUACUGCAAUAAAUUUUUAUUCUACAUUUAAAAUUCCCACACGACGACCAAAACAAAUCUAAUAAGCAUAUUUGGCAUACAGAACUGAAAGGAAUCGUUUUUGCAGCAGGAGGAAAAUAAAAGCAAGCACCAAACUCGCCUUUAACCAACCGCCCUUCCAAAUUUUUUAAAGAGUGUUUACAGUGGGUGUACUUUCUCCGAUCACUUUCUCUAGAUCGAUUCUACCUAGAGGUGCCCCUGAUCAAAAAUGGCACUUCUAGUUAAAUGUUGAUCGGUGGUUCAAUGCGGGAGAUUCUGGACAGGUUCAGAUCAAACCAAUGCAGCAAUAGUCAAGUCCAAUCCCAUUAGGAGUUUUAGUCAGAACCAAACUUGAACUGUGCAAAAUCAGAGAUGGAAAAUGCAAAACUAAUAACCAACUUCAAUAUAAUUUUAAAUGAAAGGCAACCCAAUGUACAGGCCAGAUAUAAUAGGAGAAAUUAGGGAUGUGAAAACAAUACUGCAAUUAUACACAACAAGAACAGCAAAUUGUCAUUUUAAUUUUAAUUUAGAACCCCCCCCCCCCCCCCCCCAAUAAUAAAGGCAACACUUUACAUAUACGUAUAUCAUAAUUUAAUUCAUUAAAAACUUUAAAAUUAAUUAGUAAAAUUGUAUGCAUACACAAACACACAAAAAGAAGAAUUUUAAGAUAUAACGAACAAGUUUACCACAGUUUAAAAACGUUUUAAAGCUAAUUUCUUAUCUUGAAGAAAAAAAAAUUAAAAAACAAAAAAAAAUACAGUUUGAAUUGAUAUAAAUAAAACCCAUUUCUAUAUUUUUUGCAUAGUUGUAGUUUUCGUUUACAAUAAUUUACAAUGCUUUAGUGUGCUUUUAGUUGCAAUUGUGUUUAUAUGUUUAACGAAAGACCGAAAGAGUAAAGUGAAAAGGCAAAUAAUAAUUUUAUCUAAGCUUAAUAAACUUGUAUUAUUAUUAACCAACAAUUCUAGUAGUUCUUUAUUAUAUUACCAUAAUAAUUAUUAUUUUGUUGUGUGCACCUCUUAGUCACUUUUGCGCUUAUAAGCUAAUCAAACAACACACAAUUACUUCAAUACCAAUAACGAUCCCCAAAAUUCCUCUAUCCGCCAAACUCUAUAUUUGUGUUGAAUCUUUUUGCAAUUGCUAGCCGAAUUUGAUGAUUUUUUGACUCUUUCUUUGGAUAUGUGAAGUGUUUUGUUAACGGCAGGAGCAGAGACGAAACGAAAUUAGUUGAUUUAAGCGUGUAUGAAUGGGAUUUAAUGAACUUGAAUAUAUGAAUGCAACCAAAUCCAAUAUCUAAAACUUUAUGCGUAUAUAAAUAUUGUACUAAUGUGUAAUUGUAAUUAAAAGCGUCGGAUGAAGAAUAUCUGCAGCCAGAUCAGAUGGGUCGAGAAACAGUGAACAUAUAAGUAACACAGAAACGGUAAAGCUAGAAAAUCUAAAUAGAAAUAGAUAUAUACAUAUACCUAUACAUGAGCCUCAGAUCCGGGCGUAUAUAAGAGCAACAACUAUUUUAAUUAACCUUAAACAAAAGCAUAAACAAAUACAAUAAAAUAGAAGGUACAGCAACAAGAGCAACCACAACAAAUUUGAGAUGAGAUAAUCCAAAAAAAAAAACACUAAAACUUCAAAAUUUAUAUAGCUAACUGGAUAAUGUUCAAUAAAAGGCGAUUAUAUAAUUUUUAAAAAACAAUUGCAUGUUUUAUUUUUUGAAAUUUGUUUGGAUAAUAUAUUUCGAGAGAUAUUCUUUUCAACUUUUCGAAAUCCAUUGGGGAACCCAAGCCAAGCCAAGGUGCUAAGUAGUUUAGAAACGAUGAAGAGGGAAAAACAACGCAUAAAUAAAAUAUUUGAAUAUUUAUUUAUAAUGGCCAAUUGAGAAUGAUCGUGUGGCUCUGGGACUUGUUUCAAAAUGGUUCGUUUUUCAUGCAAUAGAUAUUAACCUAACUAAAGUCACAGCAAGUGUUCAAAAGUAAAACUCAGUAACUACCUAAACUCAGCAAGUAAAUAAUAUAAUACAUUUUUGUGUGUGCUUAUUUCGUUAUAAUAAUUUUUAAACAAAAAAAAAAACACCUGUAAUCAAUUCUUAUAAAUUACAAGAAAAAGGUUUUGAUCAAUCGAUAUAUUAAGCUGCUAAAGUCUCAAACAAAAAAUACAUAGGAAGCCCAACCAGACAAAGAGAUGAAAAACAACAAACAAUUACAAUAUUUAAAAGAUUCUUCGCGAAUGGUAUAAUAAUGAAUGCUUAGAUCUAAGGCAAAUCGAAAGGAAAAUAUAUAUAUAUAUAUACGAGAUAUAACAGUUAAAUGAAUGAUGCAGCAAUGUCGUAUAAAUAACAGAAACAUAUAUCUUAAGUAUGUGAGUAUAUAUAUAGACUAUAUAUACACAAACAUAUGUAUAUCUGAUAAAUGAGAAAUCGCUAAAACUGAUAAAAUUAAACCUAAGUAAAAUUAAAAAGAGAAAUACAAAACACGGAAAAAAAUGGAACUAAUAAAGAGAAUUAUUCUGAGAAAUAUAUAGAA